GAUUAGCGGUCCAGCUGCCCUCGGCGCUUCCUGUUGGUGUCUGAGUGAUGAGCAGCAGUAAAACACCUCGCUACAACCAGUACUCCGGAGGCGGAGCGGCGUCCGCCACCUCCUCGACCAUCCCCAGCGGCCCCCCCACACCCCCAGCAGACUCAGGCAGUGGGACUUGACUUUAAUCUCAAGAGUUUGGGAGAUUGCCUCUGAUUUUUGGCCCCAGCCCGGUUGGUCCCUGUUUUGGUGUUAAUGAGAGAUAAACGCAGACCUGGUCGUGGUUCUGGUGACAUCACUCACCACAGCUGUGUCAGUGGGUGAAGCGGUCGUCUUCCUGUCUCCUCGCUGCAGGGCAGGAUGGAAGCUGCGUUCGGCCCAACCUUCUCAGCCGUGGUGACUGGAGCUAAAGGUGACAAAGCUGAGGGAGCCGGUACCUACAAACAGCACAGAAGAACGCCCUCCUCCUCCAGCACGCUCACCUACUCCCCUCGUGAUGACGAUGAUGGGAUGCCUCCCAUCGGCACUCCGCGGAGGUCCGACUCGGCCAUCUCAAUCCGGUCUCUCCAUUCUGAGUCCAACAUGUCUCUGCGCUCCACCUUCUCCCUCCACGAGGAAGAGGAGGACAUGGAGCCCCAGGUGUUUGCUGAGCAGCCUUCAGUCAAACUCUGCUGCCAGCUGUGCUGCAACGUCUUCAAGGACCCCGUCAUCACCACGUGCGGGCACACCUUCUGCAGACGCUGUGCCUUGACUUCAGACAAGUGCCCUGUGGAUGCUGCCAAGCUGACCGUCGUGGUGAACAACAUCGCCGUCGCCGAGCAGAUCGGAGAGCUGUUCAUUCACUGUAAAUAUGGCUGCAGAGCUACGAGCAGCGGCACGGGUGGAGCUGCGGCGUCGGCGACCUCCAUGGCGGGGAAACCCAGCGUGUUCGAGGUGGACCCGCUGGGCUGCCCCUUCACCAUCAAGCUGUCCACACGCAAAGAACACGAGGCCACGUGUGAGUACAGACCGGUCCGGUGCCCCAACAACCCCUCCUGCCCCCCCCUGCUCACCAUGAACCUGGAGGCUCACCUCAAGGAAUGUGAGCACAUCAAAUGUCCUCACUCCAAAUACGGCUGCACCUUCAUAGGGAACCAGGACACGUACGAAACCCACCUGGAGGUUUGCAAGUUUGAGGGCCUGAAGGAGUUUCUGCAGCAGACGGAUGACAGGUUCCACGAGAUGCAGCUGACUCUGGCGCAGAAGGACCAGGAUAUCGGUUUUCUGCGCUCCAUGUUGGGAAAACUCUCGGAGAAGUUGGACCAGCUGGAGAAAAACCUGGAGCUGAAAUUUGACAUGCUGGAUGAGAACCAGAGUAAACUCAGCGAGGACCUGAUGGAGUUUCGGAGAGAUGCCUCCAUGCUUAACGACGAGCUGUCUCACAUCAACGCCAGACUCAACAUGGGGAUCCUGGGCUCCUACGACCCACAGCAGAUCUUCAAGUGUAAGGGAACGUUUGUGGGACACCAAGGUCCUGUCUGGUGUCUCUGCGUCUACUCCACUGGAGACCUGCUCUUCUCCGGGUCGUCAGACAAGACCAUUAAGGUGUGGGACACCUGCACCACCUACAAGUGUCAGAAGACCCUGGAGGGUCACGAUGGCAUCGUGCUGGCUCUGUGUAUCCAGGGCAACAAGCUGUACAGUGGCUCUGCAGAUUGCACGAUCAUUGUGUGGGACAUCCAGACUCUGCAGAAGGUCAACACCAUCCGUGCUCACGAUAACCCAGUAUGCACACUGGUCUCCUCCCACAACAUGCUGUUCAGCGGCUCCCUCAAGGCCAUCAAGGUGUGGGACAUUGUUGGGACAGAGCUGAAGCUGAAGAAAGAGCUCACUGGUCUGAACCACUGGGUCAGAGCGCUGGUAGCCUCCCAGAACCACCUGUACAGCGGCUCCUAUCAGACCAUCAAGAUUUGGGACAUCCGCUCCCUGGAGUGUGUCCAUGUCCUCCAGACCAGCGGGGGCAGCGUCUACUCCAUCGCCGUCACCAACCACCACAUCGUCUGUGGCACCUAUGAAAACCUGAUUCAUGUGUGGGACAUUGAGACUAAAGAACAAGUGCGAACCCUAACGGGUCAUGUGGGGACAGUCUAUGCUCUGGCUGUCAUCUCUACCCCAGACCAAACUAAAGUGUUCAGCGCCUCCUACGACCGCUCCCUCAGGGUGUGGAGCAUGGACAACAUGAUCUGUACCCAGACUCUGCUGAGGCACCAGGGCAGUGUAACGGCGCUGGCGGUCUCCAGGGGGCGCCUGUUCUCCGGAGCUGUGGACAGCACCGUGAAGGUGUGGACAUGCUAAGCCAGCAGGUGGUUCUGCAGGUGUCCAUCCUCACAGGAUCUCUCUGCACCUAUCUCUUUGAUUGUGACUCUCUCUCCGAUGGCCUCAUCACCAGUGCAUUUUCACACACGUCAGGAUAAGCUGCCUUACAGUCGCCCUAACUAGACACCCACCUGCCUCCUUCACAAACUGCUGCCAGUGAACAACUCUGCUAACGAUGCCUGAAGCUUCACGUUGGAAGACUGCUCUCCCUCCCAAUACUUGGUUUCUUCUUCGUGACUUUACUGUAAACGUUUGAGGCUGGAUGACCCGAGAUGUCGAGUCGAGUCGCAGCCGAGUGGCGUGGUCGGCUUCACGAGUUCCAGACUCUUAACGAGCUUUCAGCUGAACUCUGGUGUGCACCAAGGACUUGUGCUCAGACUGGACUUUUCUAACUCUCCACUGUAGUUCUAGAUGCAUUGUGGUUGUCACCUCAGUCAGUUUGGUUAACGCGGCCUUUAUAAAUCUAACUUUAUUAAGCAAAGCCUUUAAGACAGUGACAAAUCUAUACAUGUAACGUUUUAUAUCAGUGCUAUGACUGUACAGCUGUGUAACCCUAAAUGUCACAGAGCCUUGACAACGUGCCCACUAAUGGACUUACAGCAGCCAGAUGGGCGGGGACGAAGGGUAAAUGUGUGUUAAUCUGUGCCAAAUGCAAGAAACUAGAGAUGUCCUGAUGAAGACAUGGCCCUGAUACAGGGCCCAGCCUCUUUAGACACACGCUGCUCCUAAACAACCGUUCGUAGAGGAUCCGUAAACACCAGGUGGGCUGCUGAAAGGGCCAACAGUGUUUAUAAAUGCAGUUAAAAGCAGCAACUCUGCAGCCCUGUGGUCUGCUCUACACGACGGGUUUAAAAACACAAACUGGAAGAAGAUGAGAGGGAAGUCGUUCCUUAAAUAUUCUGUAAAGUGAAACGAGCGCUAACAUUUUAAACGCCAACCUCACAAGGCUUUUUAUUGGUUGGUUUCCUUGAACUCGCCUCCAGCUCCCGGUUAAAGGUGUUGGUGUUAAAUUAGCUCCACUAACGUAAAACUGUGGACACCGAGCCAACACGACGAGAUCAGAAGCUGAGUGUCGUCGUCCCGCUCUGAUACCGAGUGCUGCUCUUGACCGGGACAUCCCUAUAAGAGACUAGUAAUGUCUUCAGUUCCCGCCUUCCUCUUAACUAACCACAGCUAAAGACCAGGGGUCUCCUUCAUCAAGCUUGCAUACGCACAAAACGGGGUCGGAAAACUGCGUAAGCAACUUUCCACGCAAACUUUGGGAUUAGCGGAAAAAUGUGCGCAACUUUAAGUUGACAAUUUUAGGACCUGGCUUACACACAUGCUGGACAUGGAGAGCACCUGUAGUGCUGCUGCUGAGAAGAUACGAUUAUGAAAUCCUGCAGCAUUAUCACUUGUACACACACACACACACACACACACACACACAGCCUGAAGCCAGAAUACUGAAUGCAGAAUAUCAGCAGGGGGACAGAUUGAGACAGAACAUCAUGCGUGUGUGACAGUGUGUGUCCUGUCACUGUGACCCGAUUGAUCAUGCACCCUGGCUACUUGUACAGGGGAGAUCCUGUUUGGGUGACUGGUUAGCGUGUGUGACUUUCAUCCGGGAGUCUGGGGAUCGAAUCCUGAUUGGACCAUUUUGUUUUAUAUCCGCCACAGAUCUCUCUGAAGAAGUCAGCAUUGACGGCUUCAGCAACGCUGUGCCACUCCGUGGAUUUUCUCUUAUUUGUUUUGCAAAAGCACUUCCUGUCAUUUCUCCUCCUCACCCACAGGUACCUCAUCUUCUGCUUGUGAAAUAGCGCUUCCUUGAUCUGCGGUCGGGAUCGAAAUGCUGCAACAGUCGGCUUAUGUAUAUGCAUGAGAUCCACAAGGCACUUUGCAUUGACCAUUUAUGGCAGUAAGUGGGCGUGGUGAGGGCGAGAUGUGGCUAAAAUUCAGCUGAGAACCAUUCUCGUUAGUCUCUGAUUUAUGAAGCGAAGACUGCGUGCAGCUGUGCGUCCUCCAUGUUUGACAGAUCACACACCUGCUUGGCGUAAGUACAUUUGUUUGAUAAAUGAGACCCCUGCAAAGCAGCCCUGAGCUGACGUACUAGCUGUAAGUGGAGGACUCACAUUGGAUAGAAAACAUAACGUUAGCCAAGUAGCUCACUAAACUCCAUGUUUUUAUUGGAGCUCAGACCUGCUGAGCUUCAGAAAAGGACAAGUAUCGAGUUUCGCCUGGCCACAUUUCCAGUGAUUUUAUUGUAUACUUGUAAUCAUUUAAGCUUGAGUUUAUCGUUGAUCAAUAAAGACUAUUGUACACUUUGA
Nothobranchius furzeri (turquoise killifish) is the source of this 4649-nucleotide messenger RNA. It is a transcript of the gene traf7, whose product is annotated as TNF receptor-associated factor 7. NCBI's taxonomy places the organism in Eukaryota, Metazoa, Chordata, Actinopteri, Cyprinodontiformes, Nothobranchiidae. The record is from RefSeq and is a predicted model, not a curated record. Gene Ontology annotation, molecular function: zinc ion binding; protein binding.